GAGGAAUGUGGCGCUAACCCCACGACACUAUGGCCACUCCCCAACUCCGCCACCAUCUUUCUCGCUCUGUUCCCGUUGUUUGCGCCGGCUUCCGGUCACCGAACCCCAUCUCGAGCCUUCGGCCACAACCUCUCAAAACUUCGAAAUGCAUAAACUUGGCCGUCGAGGCUAACAAACCCCGCAAAUGGGCCAUUCAACUGAGUUUAGUUGAACAUAGCCCCUUCAAAUCAGCAGUUGAUAUUGAGCAACUCGUGGGGUUUCUGUAUGAUGAUCUUCCUCAUCUCUUCGAUGAUCAAGGCAUCGAUAAGACGGCUUACGACGAACGCGUCAUCUUCCGCGACCCCAUUACCAAGCACGAUAGUUUGAGUGGAUACCUGUUUAACAUAGCCCUCUUGAAGACACUAUUUAAACCUCAGUUUCAGUUGCAUUGGGUUAGACAGACAGGCCCAUACGAGAUAACCACAAGAUGGACUAUGGUUAUGACAUUCAUGCUUCUUCCAUGGAAACCAGAAUUGGUGUUUACCGGCACGUCUGUAAUGGGAAUCAACCCAGAGACUGGCAAGUUCUGUAGCCAUGUGGACUUUUGGGAUUCAAUAGAGAAUAAUGAUUAUUUUUCUUUAGAAGGUUUAUGGGAUGUAUUCAAGCAGUUGCGGAUCUACAGGACGCCAGACUUGGAAUCACCCAAAUAUCAAAUAUUCAAAAGGACAGCAAAUUAUGAGGUUAGACACUAUGCCCCAUUCAUAGUAGUAGAAACAAAUGGAGACAAGCUAUCAGGGUCUACCGGCUUCAAUACUGUUGCUGGAUAUAUAUUUGGAAAAAAUUCAACAGAAGAGAAGAUACCUAUGACUACUCCAGUCUUCACUCAAGCCAUGGAUGCUGAAUUAUCCAAAGUCUCAAUCCAAAUUGUUCUUCCCUUGGAUAAAGAAAUAACCAGUUUACCAAAUCCCAAUGAAGAAGUGAUCAAUUUGAGAAAAGUCGAAGGAGGCAUAGCAGCUGUAAUAAAGUUUAGUGGAAAACCUACAGCAGAGAUUGUUUGUGAAAAGGAAAACCUACUUCGCUCUAAUAUCAUUAGAGAUGGUCUUAAACCUAGGAUGGGUUGUUUGCUAGCACGCUACAAUGAUCCGGGUCGAACACCUAGCUACAUAAUGAGGAACGAAGUGCUUAUAUGGCUAGAGGAAUUCUCACUGGAUUAGCAUUGUUGCAGUAAUCACAGGUCAUUCUUGACCAUCAUUUGCCCUGUAAAUUCUCCCUACAUAUUGCCAUUUUAUAUAUAUAUGUUUGAUUGAGCUUACGAAGGGGUGCUUUGGGAGCAAAGAGCAAUAGGGAAGGGAGGUGGGACCCACAUUCCUCUUAGGCUACCUUCCCCCCCCCCCGCCCCGACAAUUAUCCAGAAUUGGAAAGGUUUGUGGGAAAGCCCAAAAGGAAAAAGAGAACAUUAAUGUGCAUAAAUUGAAUGGAAGAGAUAUUUAUGUUCCAUUAAUUGCUGUUCAAGCUGUAAAAUAAGAGUUGAUCUUUAUUGUAACCACUUGGACCUUUUCCCCCUAUUUGUUUCGCCAUGAUGUGCAUUUGCUGCUCCAAGUAAUCAUGCGUCUCUUUCGAUU
Molecule: messenger RNA, 1601 nt
Organism: Neltuma alba
Lineage: Eukaryota; Viridiplantae; Streptophyta; Magnoliopsida; Fabales; Fabaceae
Exons: 8
Coding region: 30-1193 (387 amino acids)
Source: RefSeq, a predicted model, not a curated record